AUGCAGCAACCAGGGCAGCAACAGCAGCAACAGCUGCUGGAGCAGCAGCAGCGGCUGCUGGAGCAGCAGCAACAGCUGCUGGAACAACAGCAGCUGCUGGAGCAGCAGCUGCUGGAACAGCAGCAGAAACAACUACAGCACCAACAGAUGCAGCAACCACAGGUGGAGCAGCAGCAGCAGCACGCAGAGCUUAUUCAGCACCCGUGUAACGCUGCCUGUCGACAAACACAAACGCGUCAACAGGAGCCACAGCGUGCCGUGCACCGGCAGCAUCAGGGAAGCCUGCUAAAUCAGCAAUGGGAGCAGCAGCAGCUGCUUCUGCAACAGCAUCAACAGCAGCAGCUGUUGCAUCGUCAACAGCUGCAGCAGCUUCAGCAGCUUCGGCAACACGGACUGAACCUGAUGGACCAUGACCAGUUGGCUAGGCGCCACUAUAUAGAGCGGCAAGGGCUGCUGCAGGAGCAGCAGCAGCAGAUGCAUAGGCUGCAGUCUCAGCAGCACGAGCAGGAGCAGCAGCAUAAGCAGCGCCAUCUUCAGCAGCAGCUGUUGCGCUACCGUUCUUUUUGUGAGAAUGCUAGAGCACCAGGUCCCCGCUUUCAUUUGUCAGGAGGUCGCGGGGGCAGUCGCCGCAGCUCCAGUGAAGUGCCUUGCGGUCUCACUGCGGCAAAAGCAACAACUGUAACGGCUGCGGGUGCUGCUGCCGCACCACCGGCUGCUGCUGAGGCAGUUGGCACUGCGGAGGACCUUGACCCCGCAACAGCCACUGCAGUAGCAGCAGCAAAAUCAGAGGACGUGAAUGGCACGAGGCUUCCCGAUGCAGCGACGCAGCUGUUGCGGGGAUGUCUGUCUAAGCAGCUAGCUGGGCCCCGUCUUUCAGAGUUGGCACUGCUGCCUCGGCUGUUCCAUGCACUUGCGCGUCCCAGAAGCAACAGAAGUAGCAACAGCUGCACCGAUAGCAGCUGGGAUGCAGGCGAGAGCAAUAACAGCGGCAGGCAAAGCAGUAGCAGCAGAGAACUUUACAGCCAGACAGCGGAGACGUUUGCUCGGGAGUUGUUGCGCCGCAGCGUCCUGCACGACCCGAUAUCCGCUAUGAAGGCCCUCAUUGUGGCACACAGGCUUUUGGCGCAGAUUCCCGUUGACGCCUUUCUUGGGUCCUCCCUACAAAAGCUUCCUGGGCAAAUACUGCGCAUUUGGUCAGCCACGGCCUUGCAACCUGCAGCUGCAGCAGCAGCAGCAGCUGCGGCAGACGGGGACGCGAGCGCAGCUACGACGGCAACAGCAGCAGCAGCAUCUACCCCUGAGGGCGCGGUUUGUGCGUGCGCGGAUUUCUUCGCUGAGAAACUGCGGCUCCAUCUGCAGCUGGUAGACUGCUGCACGGGGACUUGGUCAGUCUCUCGAUUUUUGCGAGCAAAUGGGGUGUCGCUUGAGACACUGGUCGCCUUCGAAGCGGAAGGCGUCGUCUCCCUUAAUUCUUCCGUUUCGGUGCAGCUAGUCAGCAUGCUGCACCGCGGCUGCACUCUGUGUUUGCUGCUGUUACAGCAAAGGGGCACAAGCCUCUUUGCUGUGAGCAGCACUUACUUAGUCUUUCUUAUUGAUGACAUUUGGGGGGUGGCGGCGUUGCUGCUGCGCCUGCUGCACGCGCUGCUGCAGCGCUGCAUGCGCCCAGCAGUUGCGGCGGGAGGAGGCUCGGCUUUGGUGUCACUCCUGGCUUCUCUUGCGAAUCCUCUAAAAGAGGCCCUUAGGGAUAUGCAGCUAGCAGCAGAGAAGUGUGCAGCUGCCGGGAGCUACUGCUCGCUGCUGCAGCGCAUGCGCCCCCCACCGCCGGAGACGCUGCUGCUGCUUGACGACUUGAAGAAGCAGCACCAGCAGCAGCAACAGUACUCACGGCUGCUGCUGCAGCGUAAUCAGAUGCUACCCUACAGGCCUUCUUCUGCAGCGCGAAAGUCGAUGCAGGCUGUUGCGCAGCUUCCUCUGCCGGCUGACCUGGAGGCCGUUGCUGCUGCUGCUGUAGCGGGGGGGGCAGAAGCGGCAGCAACAGCAGCGGACGCUGACGCCAAGUGGGUUGAAUUUCUCAGCAUUGAGGAUGUGUAUUUGUUGCUCAGUGACACCUCCGUAGAAAUGGCGAUGCUGAUGCAGGAGCCGCCCAGGUGCCACCGCGGCAGCAACACGCGCAGUGGCAGCAGUAGCAUCAACAGCAACAGCCCCAGCAACAACAGAGUGGCUGGCAGCAACACCAACAGUAGAACUGAGGGACAGAAACAAGGGAAUUGGCAACAGCAAGGCCGAACGGGAUCUCAUUCUGCAAGUGAGCAGGCAGCUACUACAGCAGCAGCAGGACCUGCAGCUGUGGCUGCCGCAGAAUCUCACCGUUUAUGUUUCAGCAGCGAAUGCAACAGCGGCACAUCUGGUGCAGCCGUGGCAGAUGGGGAAGGCUUUCAUCCACAACAGCAGCACCAAGUUUCGCAACAACGACGGCAGGAUCAGCAGCGGCUACAGCAACAACACCAGGAUGCGGGGGUUGCUGCAGACGUUGAAGAAGAAUCUAGAGCAGCAGCAGAUGCUGUUGACGUAGCGAUGGCUGCUGCUGCCCCUGUGCCUGUAGCAGCAGCAACAUCCGCAGCGGCUUCUGCUGAUGCCGCCCAGGGCUCCCCAGCUGUUGCCGACUUACGGUCCAUUAUUGGGGGCGGCGAGUCUCUGCAGCGUCCACUUCAGCAGUCAAUACAACAACCGAUUAUGCAGCAUCGGUAUGAGUACCAGCAAGUGUAUAAUACGCAGCAGUACACUCAACAUUAUGAGCAACUACAGCAACCACAGCAACAACAGCUGGAACACCAACUGUUGCCGCAGCAACCCAGCCAACAGCAGCAACACCAAGUACACCCGCAUCAGCAACAGCAACAACUCGUUGAGGCGCUGCAGCUACAACAGCUGCAACAAUGCGGGAAACAGCUCGAGCAUUCGCAGCCUUAUCACCAGCAGCCGCAGCACCAGCAGCAGUGGCUGCAAGGCAGCACAGUUGACCCUUUGUGUGCUUCUGUUUUUCAGCUCCAGCAUGAGUUUCCUCAGCAGCCAGGAUUUCAGCAGCAUUUGCCACAGCAACAGCAAUUACUGCAGCAGCAACAGUUGCAACAACGGCAACAGCUACAGCAACAACAACAGCAGCAGCUCCUUAUGCAGCAUCCGGAUAUGCACUACAAGCAGCAGCUGCAGCGGUUUCGUCAGCAGGAAAUGCGGCAGCAAGAGCGUGAGUUGCAGCACCAACAGCAGUACCAGUUGCAGCAGCAGAUCCUGCUCCAGGUGCAGCAACAGCAGCCGGCCUUGCUGCACCACCCGUCAUACUACCUGCAGGAUAACCAGCAACUCUGUGCGCGGAACCAAUAUCAGCAGCAGCAGUACCCGCAGCAGCUGCAGCAGCACCAACUGCAGCAAAUGCAGCAGCACCAGUUGCAGCAGUUGCAGCAACAGCAGCUGGCACAGACCUCAGAGUGGCAGGGCGUAGUAGAAAGGCCAAGCUGGCCUGCGACGCCGUCCUUGUCAGCCGCUGCCGCAGCAGCAGCCGCAGUUGCAGCAGCUGCUGCUGCAGCAGGAUCCGGCGGCGGAAUUGCGUUGGCAUGCGACUGUGUGGCUUGCCGCGGUAGCAGUGGCCGCAGCAUCUGCUGCCUGAGGGGUCUGAAAGCCAGGCUGGAGGCGUUGAAUCUUGGAGUUGAUCCUAGAGAGUUGAAGAUCAACUCUAGAAUCGGAAGCGGUGCAUCAGGAACCGUUUUAAAGGCCGCAUGGAGAGGCUGUGAUGUGGCAGUGAAAGUACUGCCGAUGGUGCAGCAGCAGCUGUUGCAGCAGCAACAGCAGCAAGGAAGAAACGCGUCUGUUGCUGCUGCUGCGGCAGCAGCCGCGGCAGCGCGAGAGCUACAAAUUAUGAAGCGGCUGAGGUGCCCAAACCUCGUUCUGCUGAUGGGGGCAUGCGCGCUGGACGCCGACGCUGCGAGCAGCAGCAACAGCAGCAGCAUUACCAGCAGCAGGAACAGCAGCAGCGGCUCCUUGAAUUCGAAUAGCGCAGCGGAGCUGCUAGCAGCAAGCGGAUGUUGCGGUCCGGGGCUCGCAGUGGUGAUGGAGUUGUGUGCUGGGGGCAGUUUGUUUAGUUUGCUGCACGGGAGGCCGGAGGAUGCGCUCGCUGCUGUUGCUGCGCCUCCUCCUGAAGUUCCUGCAGCUUCUUUGUCGGCGGUUCCUGCUGCAGCUCCUGCUGCUGAGGCUGCGAAUGCUGCGGCGGCUGCUGCUCCUCCAUGUGCUGCCUCCGCGGGGUCUGAAGCAGCUCAUGACAACUCGCCUUCAGCUCCCCGAAGCUGCACUCCUGGAAGUUUACCAGGAAACGCAGUAACAGCAGAGGCGUCAAGUGCAAUGGCAAACAUAUCAACGGCUACAGCGACGCACGAAGCCUCCGAAGACCUCAAACAACAGGAUUGUCAGCAGCGUCGCCCUCAUCUCAAGGAGCAGGAUCAGGAACCAUACUCACUGCCGCAGCGCCCUCCACAGCCUCCCCCGCAGAAGACACCCCAGCACCAGCAGCAGCAGCAGCCGGCGCAACCUCCAGAGCAGCGGCGGCGCUUGACGUGGGCUCAGAAGCUAAAGGUCGCUCUCGACGUUGCCCGGGGCUGUGCUUAUCUGCAUGCAUCACAGCCUCCGGUUGUGCAUCGGGACUUAAAAAGCCUAAACAUUUUGCUGGUCGAGAGAAUCACGAGCGACAAACAAACUCCUUUUGCAAAGGUAGCGGAUUUUGGCUUGAGUCGUCUGGCCACAGCAACGGGUCGUGGUGGCGAUUCCGCAGCAGCAGCGGCUGCUGCUGCGGCGGCUGCAGCAACAGCAGUGCAGCUGGAAGGGUAUUCGUGUGGACCAGCGCCGAUUCCUGGUGCCAUACGGACACGAGCAGUAGGCACAGUGCAUUGGAUGCCGCCGGAGGUUAUGCGGGGCCUUCCCCAGGGCCCCCCCGUCGAUGUGUUUGCCUUUGGCAUUGUUCUGUACGAGUUGGCUGCUGAAGCUCUUCCGUACCUCCGACCGAGAGACGCUCCCUUGCAGCAGCGCCAGCAGGAGCAGCAACAGGAGCAGCAACAGCAACAGCAGAUAGAUCGGAGGAAUGCUUGGCUGCCGCCUCCCCCAGACAUUUGUGCCGCAGUGCUUCGAGGGGAACGCCCAGAUGAGCGUUUCAUUUUGCCCAUGUGUCCACCCGUGCUGCGAGACUUGAUGCGCCGUUGCUGGGCAGAGGAUCCUUGGGCCCGACCGACAUUCGCUGAAGUCGUUGAAGAACUGAAGGCUGCUUUAGAACCAUCGUAA
Molecule: messenger RNA, 5322 nt
Organism: Eimeria acervulina
Lineage: Eukaryota; Apicomplexa; Conoidasida; Eucoccidiorida; Eimeriidae
Product: Tyrosine kinase-like (TKL) protein, putative
Exons: 8
Coding region: 1-5322 (1773 amino acids)
Biological process (GO): protein phosphorylation
Molecular function (GO): protein kinase activity; ATP binding
Source: RefSeq, a predicted model, not a curated record